AUGAUAGAUAAUAAUCAUAAAUAUAGAGUAGAAAUACAGCAAAUGAUGUUUGUUUCGGGUGAGACUAAUGAUCCUCCCAUUGAAGUAACGUCCUUGAUAGAAGAUAUAGUGAGAGGUCAAGUGGUAGAGAUUCUAUUACAAGCGAACAAGACGGCACAUUGUAGGGGUAGUAAGAGUAUUCUCCCGGAAGAUGUUAUAUUUUUAAUCAGACACGACAAGGCUAAAGUUAACCGUCUGAGAACUUACUUGUCAUGGAAGGAUUUACGUAAGAAUGCUAAAGAUCAGGAUGCUAGUGCAAGUGCAGCAGGUGCUGGUGCUGGUGGAGACGAUGAUGAUGGUAAGAAAGGGGCCGAUAAAGUAGACAAGGACGAUAAAGAUGGUGGUAAUAUGAUGAAAGUUAAGAAAUCACAAAUUAGAUUACCUUGGGAAUUACAGUUUAUGUUUAACGAGCAACCACUAGAGAAUAAUGAGGAUGAGAAUGAUUUAGAUGAAGAUGAAAGAGAAGCAAAUAUUGCCACUUUGAAAAGAUUAAAAGCUGCAGAUGACCGUACGAGAAAUAUGACCAAAGAGGAAUAUGUACACUGGUCUGAUUGUAGACAAGCAAGUUUUACAUUUCGUAAGAGUAAAAGAUUUAAAGACUGGUCAGGUAUUUCACAAUUAACAGAAGGGAAACCACAUGAUGAUGUUAUUGAUAUAUUAGGUUUUUUAACAUUUGAAAUUGUAUGUUCAAUUACAGAAACAGCAUUAAAGAUGAAGAAAAGGGAACAAAUAUUGCAGAGUCAAAACGCAAAGAAUAAACAAGCAUCACAGGAUUUGACAUUUGAAGUUACGACAUUAAAUAAAAGGAAACGAUUGUUUGAUGGGCCAGAUAAUGUUGUCAAUCCUUUACAAGCUAUUCAUAUUGAAGAAGCUUGGAGAAUCCUACAAGCUGUAGAUACGAAACAUAAAGCUUUAACCAAUUUCAAAGGUAGUAGAUUAUCAACAAGGCCAAUUCUUUUAUAA
Messenger RNA from Maudiozyma saulgeensis, 1002 nucleotides. The record is from the annotation of a GenBank genome assembly. NCBI's taxonomy places the organism in Eukaryota, Fungi, Ascomycota, Saccharomycetes, Saccharomycetales, Saccharomycetaceae.